Aspergillus alliaceus is the source of this 603-nucleotide messenger RNA. RefSeq lists its product as uncharacterized. Lineage: Eukaryota; Fungi; Ascomycota; Eurotiomycetes; Eurotiales; Aspergillaceae. Bases 1 to 603 code for a protein of 200 amino acids. The transcript is spliced from 3 exons. The record is from RefSeq and is a predicted model, not a curated record. Gene Ontology annotation, cellular component: cytoplasm; membrane.
AUGCCCCCAUCCCCCUUAACAGUGACCCUGAUCCAAUCGACAAUCCUAAACGCCAUCUCCAACAUCCUAGCACAAUUAAUAGACCAACACAAAACAAGUAAACCAUUUACCCUCAACCCAACCGCCCUCCUCCAAUUUGUGACCUACGGCAUCCUAAUCGUGCCCCCAAACUUCAACUGGCAGCGCUACAUCGAAACCCAAUUCCCCGGCUUCCCAUCCUGGAAAACUAACAACAAUGCCGCCCCCAUCGCCGCCGACAUCGACAUCCUCCCCAUGAAGGAGAAACUAUUAACCCCCAAGCCAAAACCGAGAUCGGGGAUGUGGAACUUUGCCAUGAAGUUCUUUCUAGAUCAGACGGUUGCGGGGGUAGUUAAUAUUCUUUUAUUUAUUGUGUUGAUUAAUUUGUUAAAGGGGAAGGGGGCGGGGAGGGUUUGGGAGUUAGUUUGUGAGGACUUUGGGCCGAUUAUGAUUGCGAGGCUAAAAUUUCGGCCGGUGGUGUCGGCGCUUAUGUAUACUGUUGUUCCUGUGGAUCGGAGGGUAGUGUUUGGGAGUGCUUGUGGGGUUAUUUGGGGAGUCUAUUUGAGUCUUUAUGCUGUUGUUUGA